This is a messenger RNA of Plasmopara halstedii, 210 nucleotides long. RefSeq lists its product as uncharacterized. The record is from RefSeq and is a predicted model, not a curated record. The transcript is spliced from 2 exons. The coding region runs from base 1 to 210 and encodes 69 amino acids. NCBI's taxonomy places the organism in Eukaryota, Oomycota, Peronosporomycetes, Peronosporales, Peronosporaceae.
AUGAGUGCAGCAUCAAACACAUCAGCUGCAGGAAUUUGCACGAACGGAUUAUUUCCAGUGAUCCAAGGAUCAGGGCCACCACUGCGUGGCUCUGCGCCCAAUGCAAAGACUCCAAACAGACCUAGAGACCGUCGGGAACGCAUAUUCCAUGGUGAUUUCACUCCUUCAGGUGGCGACAAAACACUUGAGAUUGAUAUCUACGAGAAAUAA